This is a messenger RNA of Lates calcarifer (barramundi perch), 3583 nucleotides long. RefSeq names its product homeobox protein Hox-D4b-like. The record is from RefSeq and is a predicted model, not a curated record. Gene Ontology annotation, cellular component: nucleus. Gene Ontology annotation, biological process: regulation of transcription by RNA polymerase II; anterior/posterior pattern specification; embryonic skeletal system morphogenesis. Gene Ontology annotation, molecular function: DNA-binding transcription factor activity, RNA polymerase II-specific; RNA polymerase II cis-regulatory region sequence-specific DNA binding. Lineage: Eukaryota; Metazoa; Chordata; Actinopteri; Centropomidae. The transcript has 2 exons. Bases 1057 to 2049 code for a protein of 330 amino acids.
CACAUGAGCUCCUUUAAUACCCCAGCCAAGCAAAAACAUUUUCUUCCUCUUCUCUUUAUUAGAGUAUUAUUACAGGCUAUAUACGGCAGAAGUAAUGGCUCAUCACAGAAGUUAUUAAGAGGUUUUGGCUGAGCAUCAGACCUUUAGCAUCCUCAGAGAGCAGCUGUAGCCGCAGAAGAAAAUCCUCAUGAAAUCCUGAGGGGUGUAACACAGAUUUAUGGUGUAGCCUCCUCAAUGCAAAGGUGAUUUUUUUUUUUUUUUUUUUAGAACUUGACAUUUGUGAUUUAGCUUUCUAGAAACGAGUUUUAGCAAAGGACAAAAUAUUCAGGCAUGCAGUAAAUACUAGCAUCCUCAUUGUGACUUAUGACUUUUUCUUCGUGUGAGGGCUUAAAUUUAUCAUAUUCUCACUUAUCUCUUUCACCUUCUUCGAUUUUGCACCCAGCAUAAUUCACCUUCAUUUUUUAGCCCUGUCGCAUUUUUCUCUCGUCCAGCUUUGCUCGAGCAUCAUUUUUUAAGCCUAGCAAUGCAUGCAUCCCCCCCUUUAAAAAAGCCGAGUUGAUGGUGGUGAACGGGACACCUCGGGCUGACCCCAGCCCUAACAAAGCCAACUACUAGUCACUGUCUGGGAACCAUUUAUCCCAUUCUUUUAUUAAAGCUCUCUCUGACCGGUCACGUUUUGUUGUCCGUCCUUUGACUCGCCACAAGGCCAAAUAUGGCCCCACCGUCCCUCAAUAUGGGCGAGAUUAAUUUUUCAGCUCCGGCCAUCUGUGUUGGGGGUAAGUCAGUCAGCUAAAAGUCAUAAAUCUACAGUCCGAGCAUUUUCAAUAGGUGUGUGGGAGGGGGUGGGGAGUGUGCAGAUGAAGAGACAAUAGAUAGAUGGAUAGAUAGCUAGAUGGAUAGAUAGAUGGAUGGAUGGAUAGAUCAUUUCAGUAAUUUCUUUUUUAAUCACACUACACAUGGCAGCAGUCUUUAAGAUUCUUAUCGUUAUUUUUCAAAGUCCACAAACAUCUAUUCUUAAUCCAUUUUCCCCACCUGCAAAUCUUCAUUAGUCCUAUAAUGAACAUUUUCCCCCCCCCUUCAAAUUAUCCCAUUACGUCUGACAUAAACAACACCAAGUGCUGUCUCUCAUUGGCUGGCCGCAGGGUCACGUGGCCCGCGCGGCCGUCCGUCUAUUUGACAGCCGCAGGAUGGCUUCAUGCCAGAGGGGGAAAAAGAGACAGAGAGAGGGGAGAGAAAGAAAAAUUAGUAUUCUCCUACCAGCCUCGCUAUAAAUCAAUCAUGGAGUCCUACGUGGUGAGCUGUAAAUAUGCUGAGCCGCAGUUCCCGCCUUGUGAAGAAGAUUACAGUAAUUUUAGUGACCAAGGGGGGUAUUACAACAACCCCCAGGACAGUGGUAGUUAUGGAGGGGGCUAUCAGCCCAUGCAGCCCCCUCCACCUCCAUACACACCACAACAAACGGGCUAUCAACACUCUUCGCAGGGGCAUCACCGGGAGGAUGGAGAGGACCACUCGCAGCACCAAGGUGCGCCCUUCUCCGGCUACAGAGAGACAGACGCUCCAGGCAAGGAGAGAUUCCCCGUGGGUGACCUGCAGUGCCAGGCCUGGAUGACCUGUGCAAAGCCGGUUCAGGUGCAGAGGAAAACGGCCUGCCAGAGCAAAGACAAGCCGCCCAUUGUUGUCUACCCUUGGAUGAAGAAAGUGCAUGUCGCUCAUGUUAAUCCGAACCACGUGGGACCGGAGCCAAAGCGGUUGCGGACGGCUUACACGCGCCAGCAGGUUCUUGAGCUCGAGAAGGAGUUCCACUUCAGCCGCUACCUCACGCGCCGCCGCCGAGUCGAGGUGGCUCACACGCUCUGCCUAUCUGAGCGGCAGGUGAAGGUGUGGUUCCAGAACCGGCGCAUGCGCUGGAAAAAGGACAACAAGCUGCCGAACACAAAAGGACGGAGCAAAAACAAGAAAGCGACGGACAACAACAACAACAGCAGCAGCAGCAGCAGCAGCAGCAGCAGCAGCAGCGACAGCAAUGUGAAGGCGGUGAUAACUGUGUGAGAACGCGGUGGUAGGAGCAGUUUGGCCGUCAGAGGCAGCCACGUUAGCACCUUCACUCUCCAAAACUGAUGUUUCUGAAUUGAUCCAGGAUAACUGCGGUCCUGAAACAUUUCUUCACCGUUUUCAAAUUAUCCAUCGAUAGACCAGCAAAAUUUUUUUAGAAAUACUUUGACGUAUUUUACCUCUUAUUUUAAUUGUUUUUAAAUAUUUCUGUUGUACAGAGGUUGCAUCCAGUUUUAUAUUUAAGUAAUUCACCUGAGUCUUUAGCGUUUUACAUCUAGGGCUGCAAUUCAUGAUUAUUUCAUUAUCGAUUAAUCUGCCGAUGAUUUUCUCAAUUCAUUGGUUAGUUGUUUAGUUGAAAUAUGAAAAAUAUGAACUAUCAGAAAAGCGUUUUAAAAAGUAUCUCAGUUUCUCAGUCCACGAUGACUUUUUCAAAUGUCCUGUCAACGGUCCACACCCCAAAGAUAUCCAUUUUAAUAUGAUAUUAAACAGAGAUAAGGAGCAAUUCUCAAGGCUGCAUAAAAAGUUAUCAUUAUCAAAAUAUCUAAACUAGCCAAUUGUCAACUGUCUCUCUACUAUUUGAUUAAUCGGUGUGUUGCAGCUCUACAUAUAUUUAGGUAAACUACAAGACUCACGAUCUGACAUCUGUGGUGACAUCAGGGACCUGGAAAAAGGCACAAAAGCAUGGUGCCCAUCAUUGGUUGCAGUCUUGCCAAACUCUUCCUAUCUGCCGUGAACGAGGACAGAUUGUGUCUUUUUUUUUGGAGAAAACAGGGUUUUUAUUUCUACAGGGUAAACAUAAUACAGGGUUUUUUAUAAUAGCUACCUAAAAGAUGCAAUAGCCUAACUUAUGAAUAUGCACAUUACCAAAAUGUUGUUUCCACAGACUGGAACUAAAAACAAUUAACAGAAGACCAGAAACACCAAAUUGCUCGGCGGCUGACCUGCAGAAUGGUUGGACAAAUGUUUUAGCUUUUAUUUUGUACAUAGAGGGGCAUCCAAAAACAAUGCAUAUUUAGUAGGAUAAGUAGCCAUAUGCUGAUUUUUGUUUUCUCCGUAAGGUGAAUAAACACCAUUCAUUUAGGGGAGAAGUCAAACAUUUAUACGCACGGGGAACUAAAUAGAGAAUUUACAGCCAAAUUGGAUGUGCAGGUUUUUUAAAUGUAUGAAACUGCCUGUAAAUCCAACAUAUUUUCUCAGGGUUACAGGGUUUUAACGAAAAGAACUUUCUGAAAGGUUUUUGUGUGAUUCAGCACCGAGGGGUUUAAAAUAAUCCUCUCUGUAAUAGCAUAAUGUUGCAUUUUCAAAGAAUAUGUUCUCUCUUUGAUUCCAGUUUAAUAUGCUAUUGAUUUGUAUUUUAGCCUACGCCAGUACUUAUUUUUUUAUUGUAUUAUUUAGAAGCAUAUUUUAUUCUUCGUAGCAAGCAUCAUCUCUGUUCUUUUGUAUGUGUUCAUUUUUUGAAAACAAAAAACAAGUAAAACUUCGUGUAAAAUUUUUUAUAUGUGCAAAUGUUUUGAUAAAAAUUAAAAAUGUU